This is a messenger RNA of Fraxinus pennsylvanica, 1428 nucleotides long. The record is from the annotation of a GenBank genome assembly. Lineage: Eukaryota; Viridiplantae; Streptophyta; Magnoliopsida; Lamiales; Oleaceae.
AUGGCGGGAACUGAAGGAUCGCAGGAAAUCAAUUGCACCUUCGAGUGGGAUGAAGAUUCUCAGCUCUACUACCAUGCCAGCACUGGAUUUUACCAUGACCCACAAGCGGGGUGGUAUUACAGCAGCGUAGAUGGGCUUUAUUACAAAUUCGAAAAUGGGAAUUAUGUGCGUCUUCAGUCCAAUCUGGAUCGGGAUCAAUCUGAAUUACAUAAUGCUAAUUGUGAAGGCGAAGUAUUGGGAGCUGAAAAGGAAGGAGCUGCACUUUCUGCUGAAUCUUCCCUAGAUCCGUCAAUAUGCAUCAGCAACGACCAAUCUGAGUAUCCACCUCCAGCGUCAGAAUGGCUGGAAGAUACUCUUAUUGAUAUGUACUUAUCGGGUUAUUCCGACCAAUCAACUCAUGCUGCUGCUUCUGACAUGGCAAUGUCUGUGGAAACUAAUGAUACAAAGCAGCUAAAUCUUCCAGCAGAUGGAGAUGAUGAAAUUCAAGAACUGGAAGAAGGCGAAUUGAUCCCUGACGAGCCUAAUUGUUUAACUGAUUUUAGCAGCACUAUAGCAGAUGAAGGUAUAUCUCUAGAAGAAGAGAAUUGGAGAGCUCAGUACGGUCAAGCUACUCAACCAAAUGAAGAGUGGAUAUCAGAUCUGCACAUGGUGGAUUUAUGGGACUGGGCAUUAAUUAAAGGGACCGGAAAAGAUGGAAAAGGUGAGGUGGCUAGGCUGGUUGGCCGACUAAAAAAGCGCUCUAGCAAGCUCCAUCCAUCUAUAUCUUCAGCUCGUGUGAAAACUGCUCCAGUGUGUGAAGUGUAUCUUGAUAUGGUACGGGUGACUUCAGGUCAGGUAUAUAGAUUGAGGAUUCCUAGCUCGCAAUACUUGGCAUCCUUGUUGGUUUAUGAUGCAUCCGAGCCGACCAAAGAUUGGGGCUUCCCACAAUUGUCAAUCGAUAAACAUAUGAAUAAGAUACCAAAAUAUCAUUCGAAGUCCGAAUCUAAAAGCUCGGAAGGUCUUGCUGUCCAAGAGGGCCAAUCUUUGUCCUCUGAGAAGCUCUGCUCAUCUGAAAAGGAUCAUGUGUACAGGGACAGAGCUGCCGAGAGGAGAGCUCUGCAUGGUGGCUUUGGUAUUGGUCCAGAACAAAAAACGUCACUUGACAGUACUGAUUCUCCAUCAUCUCUUAUUUCAUUACACCCUGAAGAAGCUGCAGUCGAGUCGUUAAGCAUUUCCUUCGGGGCAGGAAGUUAUGCCAGAAAAAUUCUUGAAAGCAUGGGCUGGAAGGAGGGGGAGGCACUUGGCCGUGGCACCAAUGGUUUGAUCGAACCAUUACAAGCAAUUGGAAACAAAGGAAAUGCUGGUUUGGGUUGGGAUGAUGGCAGAAACAAGUUAACGAUCAACAUGAUCUGGAGUCACACUGCAACUAUGGUUGGAACAAGUCAAUAG